Messenger RNA from Papilio machaon (common yellow swallowtail), 474 nucleotides. Its product is annotated as lysine-rich arabinogalactan protein 18-like. The transcript has a single exon. Lineage: Eukaryota; Metazoa; Arthropoda; Insecta; Lepidoptera; Papilionidae. The coding region runs from base 1 to 474 and encodes 157 amino acids. The record is from RefSeq and is a predicted model, not a curated record.
AUGGCGGACCAGAGUUUAGUAGGCGUUCUUGACUUCCUCAGGGCUAAGUUCCCUGAUGCGUUCAAGGCGUUAACCGCCUCCUUAUUGGAAUCGGAAUCCGGGGCCCCCGCAGUGCCUCCUAAAUCGCUCGACUCGACGCCAUCAACCACCGACACUGAGGAGAUGGAGUUGGACUCCCCCUUGUCCCCUGAAAACCCCGACGAUGCAGGCGGCUUGUUCACGGAGGUGAGGAACAAGAAGAAGCGCAAGAAGCGCUCUUCCCCCGCUCCCUCGUCGGCUUCAUCAUCGUCCCGAUCUCCCGUGCCUCAGAAGGCGCCGCGCCCAUGUCCACAGCUCGAACCCGGAUCUUCCCAGCCGGUUCAAAUCCCAGCCCUCAUGGCUAUCCCCGUGGAAGCUACUCAGCCACCGUCGGCUGUCCGUUCGGCUCCCCCAGCAGCCCGCGCGCUGCUUGACAAAAAACCUCCGCCCAUUUAA